Molecule: messenger RNA, 512 nt
Organism: Enterobius vermicularis (human pinworm)
Lineage: Eukaryota; Metazoa; Nematoda; Chromadorea; Rhabditida; Oxyuridae
Source: the annotation of a GenBank genome assembly
AUGAGAAAACAAUAUACCACACUACGCAGCGCAGCUUUUAAGGGUCACCUGGCGCUUGUAAAACGCUUGCUCGUCGUGGGCACUAGUAUAAAUGCAAGAAAUGCGCGCAAGCAUUCUCCCCGAAAUGCCAGCCCUUACUUUCUCUUCCUGCUGCAAUCUGGUGUGACCGCAGGGAAUGCGUCUAAGUGGACCCAACUGCACAUCGCAGCAUACAAUGGUCACUUGGACCCUGUAAAACACUUGCUCGCCGUGGGCGCUGAUGUGAACGCAACGGAUACGCAGAAGUGGACGCCAUUGCACCUCGCAGCAAACAAAGGUCACCUGGACGUUGUAAAACAAUUGCUCGCCGUGGGCGCUGAUGUAAACGCGAGGGAAGAAGAUCAUUGGACUCCACUGCACCUCGCAGCAGAGAACGGCCACUCGGAGGUUGUAGAACAACUGCUCGGAGUGGGCGCUGAUGUGAACGCAAGUAAUAAGCGAAAGGUAGGAAAAAAGCUCAAAUUUUCAUAGUU